Molecule: messenger RNA, 1328 nt
Organism: Malaya genurostris
Lineage: Eukaryota; Metazoa; Arthropoda; Insecta; Diptera; Culicidae
Gene: cv
Product: protein twisted gastrulation
Exons: 4
Coding region: 177-941 (254 amino acids)
Biological process (GO): regulation of BMP signaling pathway
Source: RefSeq, a predicted model, not a curated record
ACACACCGGAGGAGACAAACGAUCGCUGACCACCGUGAAGACAAGUUGAGCUGGAAGUGAAGUUCGCGAGUGUUUUUUGUAAUUUGGACUUCAGGUUUUUCCACUUCUGUCAGAGUUGCUUUGUGGAGGAAAGAUUUUCCAGAAAGGUGUACAGUGCGCAGAUCUCGAACUAACCCAUGAUGGUGGAGAGUAGAAAGGCUCUGCUGGUUGUCCUGGGCACCGCUCUGGGUUUCUUGUGUUUGGCUCAAUUUGCGUAUUCCUGCAACGAAAUGGUUUGUGCCAGUAUUGUAUCGAAGUGUAUGCUGACGCAGAGCUGCAAGUGCGACAUGAAGAAUUGUUCCUGUUGCAAAGAAUGUUCCGAGUGUUUGAGCUAUCUGUACACCGAGUGCUGCAGUUGUUUGGAAAUGUGCCCGAAACCAAAUGAAACGACCAAUGAGCUUAGCAAACAGUCACACGUGGAAGAGCUGGAGGGAUUCCCGAAUUUGUUCAACGUACUCACUUCGGAGGAGGAUCUAGAGGAACGGUGGAAGAUUUUUACGUUCCCGCUGGACUUCGACGCCGCAUUGUACGGAACGAACGCGGAAAGCGGAAUGAAGUAUCUGAUGCACUCCAGCGAUAACGAUUUGAAGCCUCGUUUCGAGGAUCCAUCGAAGAUAACGGUCAACUGCACGGUCGCUUAUAUGGCCCAGUGCAUGUCCUGGAAUAAGUGCAAGGAAAGUUGUAUCACCAUGGGAUCUUCCAGCUAUCGAUGGUUCCAUGAUGGAUGCUGUGAGUGUGUCGGACAGACGUGUAUCAACUAUGGUAUCAAUGAUUCCCGCUGUCGGGAGUGCCCGGAGAAUAAGGACCAGGAUUUGGACGAUAUACCGAAUGAGGAUGAGCUGGAUUAUGGUGACGGGGUCGGACCGUUGGACAACGGUGCUGUUGAGUCCACCAAUAUCUGAAUUUCUUCGGUGUGGGCUCUGGCGGUGACAGUGGCGAUUGUACUGAUUGGAGCAGGAGCAUAGGAAAUGAUUUGCAGGAAACGAGGGUCACUUCUGGGAGUCUGGUAAAAUGUGCCUUAUUAGAGAAGUUAUUUCUUGAUGAAAUUGGGAAGCGUCUUUCGGAACAAAUCGAUAUUCUUCCAAAUGUGUAUUAAAGAAGAAAAAAAAGUAUUCUGAAUGUACUUGAGUGAACGUAUUAUAGCUAAACAGUGAAAGUCUACAUUUUUUUGGAUUUCAUUUUAGGCGAUGUUUGUUGUUUUUUUACACAAUUCUUGCCUUAAUUUUUGCAUAAGCCGAGCAAAUUAACAAUUGCUACAUAACAAAUAUUAAUAUUUAAGUACAUUUUGU